AUGGCGGUCAACUUCAACAGCUUUGUUUUUGCUGGCUUAGGGCUCGUCUGCGUCGGGACGAUUUACUGCAUUGCUCUCAUUACGCACCGCCUCGUCUUUUCCCCCCUUGCGGGUUUCCCAGGCCCAAAAUUUGCAGCUGCCACAGGCUGGGUAGAGUUUUACUAUGACUUCUUCAAACGAGGAGCGUAUAUUUAUGAGAUUGAGAAGAUGCAUAAGAAAUAUGGGCCGAUAGUUCGUAUUAACCCUGAGGAACUCUCUCUGCAUGAUCCUGCCUUUUACGAUGAGAUAUAUUGCGUUGCAUCAAAACGCCGAACAGACAAUUACAGCCACAUCGGGAAGGGAAUAGAUUUUGAUGGUUCCCACUUCCUCACAACAGCCCAUGAUCAUCACAGACUGCGCAGAAAGCCUCUGGAACCGUACUUUUCCAGAGGGGGAGUUAUGCGCCUGGAGCCAAUUCUACACGAAGCCGUCCAGAAAUUAGAGAAACGCUUUACUGAAAAGAAGGGCAAAUGUGCCGUUGUACGGUUAGACCAUGCAUUUACGGCCUUCACGGGCGAUGUUAUAGGCACAGUAUGCUGCGAAGAAAGGGAGCAGUUUUUAGAUGACCCUGAGUUUGCCCCGUAUUGGUAUAAACUGCUUCAUACGGUCAUUAAGUCGAUACCGCUUUUCAUGGGACUUCCGUGGCUUAUCAAUAUCGUAUCUCUACUCCCCGAGUCAAUCGUUGUAUGGAUUGACCCACGAAGCAAGAAGUUUAUAGAUUACAAAAAUAUGACGAACCGACAUAUCGAGAUUGCGAAAGACCGCAAGUUUCAUAGCAUCAAAAUUGGGUCGAGACCUUCACUUCUGACUUAUUUGGUGAACAGCGAGUUACCCAGUUCUGAACUUACAGUGGAGCGUCUAAGCAAAGAGGCUCAGGUUCUGCUCGGAGCUGGUACCGUCAGUACCGCUCGAACGCUCGACUUCAUCUGUUACUAUGUCCUCGCGAAUGAAGACAUCCAUUGCAAGCUCCGAGAUGAGCUGGCAGAUAUUAUGACAAAUUAUCCAGCGCAAAUCCCUUCAUUUGUUCAGCUUGAGAGGUUACUGUCGGUUUAUCUACGUCUAGGUCGCUAG
Messenger RNA from Talaromyces stipitatus ATCC 10500, 1110 nucleotides. RefSeq names its product cytochrome P450, putative. NCBI's taxonomy places the organism in Eukaryota, Fungi, Ascomycota, Eurotiomycetes, Eurotiales, Trichocomaceae. Gene Ontology annotation, molecular function: oxidoreductase activity, acting on paired donors, with incorporation or reduction of molecular oxygen; monooxygenase activity; iron ion binding. The transcript is spliced from 6 exons. Bases 1 to 1110 code for a protein of 369 amino acids. The record is from RefSeq and is a predicted model, not a curated record.